Messenger RNA from Rodentolepis nana, 2754 nucleotides. NCBI's taxonomy places the organism in Eukaryota, Metazoa, Platyhelminthes, Cestoda, Cyclophyllidea, Hymenolepididae. The record is from the annotation of a GenBank genome assembly.
AUGGAAUUAAAUGAUAUUGUAUCUGAAGUUAUUACCAAGUGUAAUAUUGUUGAACAACAAACCAUUUUAAAUGAAGAAAAAUCGCACUCGUGCAAUGAAUCUCUCUGUUCUGAAAAUCUUGAUAUCAAGAGUUUCGACGAAAAAGAUAAUGAAUUACAACUAAAUGGCCAUCGAUUUUCUGCUUUGCUCUGUGAUGAUUUUAAAAAUCAAAACGAAGUAUUUACCAAAUCGGUAGAUUCAAACUCCUUGGUAGAUGUGUCGGAUGAGAACUAUGAAUUUCUCAAAUCGAAUAAUCUGAUAACACAACGUGCUAAUAAUGUUGCACAAAAUGAUUGCAACACUAGUGAAUCCGUUGCGACACAAUCUACGCAUAGUUCACAUGCUGAUGAGUCUGAUGAUCCUUCUGUGAGGCAGUCUAAUGCUUUUGAUCAAAAUAACUCAUUAUCAGAGUAUCCUACAAGACAGCAAAAUGGUGAGACAGAUCAAAUUAGAAUUGUGGAAAAUUUAAAAGAAAUAACAGAUCCUAACAAAUUAUGUCCUGAAAUUUCCGAGGAAUAUGAAUCUUCUUUGUUGGAAAAUAAGGGAGAACGCACUCAAACCAGUUCUGCUUCGAAUAAAUCUAAUGAACAUUCCCCGAAAAUCUCUCUUGUUGAUUCGCCUUCAUUUUCAAAUUUUUCGAAAUUUGAUGAAUCUUGUGGGAAUGUCAACAUUAAUGAUGAGAAGAAUUCCGCAAUUCUUCAAUCGAUUCAAAGCGGGGAAGACUCAGAAGAUUCAAAACCGGAUAUUCCUGAAUCUCCAGAUACAGAUUCAGCCUCAAACAAAUCAUCAGUUGUAGAUUUAGAGCCCUUGAGUGAAAUUGAUUUCCUUCGAAAUAAAGUAAGUGAUCUAACUGAAAAGUUACUACGAUCACAAGAACAAAUGGAAACCUUGUUGGAAGAGAAGCAGAAGUGGUUGUCAACUCGUCCAUUGCCGCAACAGAAGGUGCCACCAUCGAAUCAGAAAAACAAUGUUUCAUCUGAUAUGGCUGCUUUUGUUGUUAAGUUUGCUCAGUCAGAGCAACAACGAAUGAAAGCCGAGAAUAGAAUACAGGAGUUAGAAGCGAUGAUUUCUCGAACAAUGCCCAUUGAAUUGAAUUCAUCUUUUUCUGCUGACAAGUCUGGGCCAAUGACUGAAUUAAAUAAGGCUCUGUCAGAGGCCAGAGAACGGGCUGAGAAUCUGCGGCAUUCUUUAAAGCAAGAACAGGCGCGAGUAAGCGAUUUGAAUUCGAAAUUGACUGCAACUCGUGAGGCACAUCGAAGUGAACAGAAGAGAGCUGCUGGACAAGUGGAAGUUAUCAAUAAACUCUCUCGGGAUGUUGAUCAGCUCAAAAGGCAGCUUAAAGAUAUGGAAAAAAUCCGUGAGCGUGAAGCCAAACGCCUUUGUGACGAGAUGACUCUUCAAGAGACAACAGAGAAGUACAAAAAAGCCUUGACCGAAAUCACAAACCUGAAGGAUCGCAUUUCUGAAUUGGAAAAAGUCCAAGAGUCAAAAGCUGAGCUUGAAACUGAAUACGAAGAGCUUAAACGGGCCCACGACAAUCUAGUCUCAGUGCGAGAUGAGAUGACCAGAUGUGUGGAGCGUGAAACUCAGCUCUCUGAAUUUACUCGUCGCCUAACAGAACGCACUGCUGGUCUCCAAUCAGCACACUUGGCAGCUCAAGAGCGAUUGGCUGCGAGCGAGAAAGCUGUUUCAGAGGCCUCUCGCGCUGCUAAUGAAGCUACAGAACUCCUCCAAGCCACAGAAGCUCGGGCUCGAAACGAACGCGCUGAGGCUGCUGCUACCAUCGAGCAACUUGAAGCGAAGAUUUCCAAGUUGACAGAAUCCGAAGCUUUCCUGAAGUCUGAAUUGACACGGGAAAAGGUUGAAAAGGCCGCCCUUAAACGCAAACAACAUGGUCUUGAUCGUGAGUUAGCACGCCUUAUGACUCAGCAACGAAAGCUAUCCAUUCAAGAACUCCGUCAGCAGUCUUCACAGAAAUUAGACAACAUGUCAGAGAAAACAUCCAUGGGUUCAAAUCUCAGUCUUUCUGUUGUUCCUGAUGAGAAAAUACCACCUUUUCCGGAUUCUUGUCAUACCCCUGAAGCUGUUCAAAAUUCUACUCAAGCCCCACCUCUCGGCGAUGCUCUAGUUUCGUCGACGGAAAAUACAAGAUUAGCUUCUCUCCCCGAUGAGACGUCUUCCAUAUUCUCUCCUGAGGUGCAAACUCGGGAGCCAAAUAGGAAUCUUCUAUUAAAUAAAAUUGAUCGACUUCAGAAGACUAAUAUGCGGCUGAUGGAUAAAAUUGAUUUUAUGCAUGAGCAUAUUGGCCAGUUAACACAUGAGUUGCAAAAGAAAACGAAAAUUUUACAGAAUUGUCUUUCUCGAGAAGCGGAGAAUGAGGGAGCAGCAGUGCCCACCGCUGUGGACGCAAACAAACGACAGAGAAUACGAAGAGGUGGCACUUUGAUGGCUGCGGUAUUUUCUGGUGAUGCUUCCGCGCCAGCCUCUGACCUACGCACCUCUCUUCAACUCAAUAACAAACUUCAGUCGGUGCUUGAAGAUACUCUCUACAAGAAUCUCACUCUUAAGGAAAACGUCGACACCUUGGCAGACGAGAUCGCCCGACUAAAACGAGCCAACUCAGAGUUAAAAGAUCUCGUUUCCUCACAACACUUGGAAGAAGCCACUCCUCAAAAACGUUGCCUUGUCCAUUCCACUCCCUCUAAAAGUAACUAA